AGUGCUGAUGAGCGCCGCAGUUUUCGCGCGGGGCGUGUGUGUUGUCGUUCGUCGCCAGAUUUUCGCGCGACCGAGAAGUUGGAGUUUCCGUGGGAAAGAUUGACGUGCUAGGUGGACCGCGCGAAAAUGCCGCCAAAGAAGCGGGAGAAGGAUCUGGACAGUCAGAAAGGACCUCGAAUGGACCAGUUCCAAGCCGAGCAUGAACUGUUUCUACAGGCCUUCGAAAAACCAACACAAAUUUACCGGUUCCUUCGCACAAGAAAUACACUUUCACCAAUAUUUCUGUACAGAAACUUAACGUAUAUGCAGCAUCGUAUGUCCAGAAGUCACAAAUCACGGCGUGCAUUUAAAAUCGACACAAUGUUGGACAAACUAGUAGCAAAACAGAAACAAGAACAGACCGUCAGCGUUCGCGGAUACAUAACUCUUACGUUUUUAGGAUUUUAUGAUAAAAGAGUUGAGGUAUCACAAGAUCCCGUCAAAGUGGAAACGUUAUUGUUGAAAAUUUGUCACAAAAAAAGAAAAGACGUCAGUUCGCCUAUUAUGCAAGUUUCAAUUGGUACGAGCGAAGUUCCAAUCAAUCCAUCCGAGAAUCAACCUCCGUCGAUGGCACCUACGAUUUCUAUACCAAAUGAAUCUUUCAGCUUGAACAAUGGUCAUAUAGCAAAGACUUACAUACUUUUGCUCAAGGUUUACUGCAUGUCUAACAACAGUUGCCUUAUAACUAACUGUGAUUUAGAAGAGCCAGCUCAGAAACGACGUAAGUCAUCCACUGGUUCCAUCAAGUCCAGCGAAGAAGUGAAACAGUACGGUUCAGAACUCGUUGUCUACGACAAACACAAUCGGUGCCAGUUAACGGAUGGCGAAUAUGAGUUAAGUUUACAAGAGGUACAGACCAGUAUCAGAUCUAGCCCCAAGAAGCACAGCUCUUGGGAAACUGUGCCUGAUAUCAAUGGAUGCCGCGAACCUUUCGAGACGUUCAUGCAAGGGCCGAAGUUAAAAUUUCGACUUAGUUGGACGACGGAGCCAAGCAACGGUUUAGUGGACAGGCCGAUGCCGAUACCUCCUAUACCGAGCGGCGACAAUAAAGAGAAUCGAUCGGCCAACGUUGGUGUCGAGCGUUCCUCUUCUGUAAAUCACAAUAAUAAUAGCACGAACAAUAAUAAUAACAACGCGACACUGCCAACGCCUAGUCCGUUAACAACCUCAUCAAGAAUAAGCGCACCAAACGAGAAAGUGGAUGCUAACUCUAACAAAGGUCAGCAGAUAGUGUAUCAAUUUUUAUAUAAUAAUAAUAGCCGGCAGCAAACGGAGGCCUGCGAAGAUUUACACUGCCCUUGGUGCUUAUUGAGUUGCGGCAAACUGUACUCGCUUCUGAAGCAUUUGAAGUUAUGUCACUCGCGAUUUACAUUUACAUAUGUGCCAAUUCCACAAGGUGCCCGAAUAGACGUAGCAAUAAAUGAAUGCUAUGAUGGUUCGUAUGCAGGUAGUCCUCACGAGUUAAUUUCGCAACCAUCUAGUGUACCUUUUCCAAGGACAGGACCAACUAGACGCACGAGUGUGACGAAUAUCCUUGUAUGCCGUCCGAAGAGAACGAAACCGAGCCUGUCUGAGUUCUUAGAAUUCGAUGAAAAUGAAUUCGAAAGUCAGAGACCUUAUAUCACUGGGCACAACAGGUUAUAUCAUCACACCGUUACUUGUCUACCUAUAUACCCCAAAGAGAUGGAUAUCGAUUCCGAAGGUGAAAACGAUCCCAAAUGGCUUCAAACGAAAACGAUGAUGAUGAUCGACGAUUUUACGGACGUGAAUGAGGGCGAGAAAGAGCUCAUGAAAAUGUGGAACCUGCACGUGAUGAAACACGGUUAUGUAGGAGACUGCCAGAUACCACUAGCUUGCCAAAUGUUCUUAGAAAGUAAGGGAAAGGAAUUGCUCAUGAAGAAUCUGUAUCGCAACUUCGUGCUGCAUAUGUGCAGUCUAUUCGACUUUGGUCUGAUUAGUCCGGUGAUAUUAUAUCAGACUAUACAGAAGUUGCAAGAGAUCAUGAAAGAGGGCGGCGAGGACGGGGAUGUGCGCAAAGUGCUGCAAAAGUCACACGAAGCCCAAGUGGAACACUGGAAGGCCACGGGCGCUCAGAUGCAAUUUGUGCAGCAGGACGCGUUCAAAGCUGGUAGUAUGGCGAGUGGCGCGAAGCUCAAUGAUGCCUCCUCGAGUUCGAAUGCUAGACGAAAGACUACAACGAACGUUUCUUUGCCGCUGGCCUCGCCCAGCACACAGAACAUUAAGAGCACGAUGCACAACAAUGUGCACAACGUCAGUACGUAAAUUAGUACGAUAGCGUGCGUCAUCGCCCAUUUGUCAAGACUGUCACGUUAGUUCGAUGACCGUUAUCGUUAAGAAUUUCGUUGGCCCUUUUGUCGUUCCUUGGCGGUGCGAUCUGCUUUGUGAUGAGGAGCAUCGUGCUGCAAAACAAUUCUGUAACCAGCAACGUGUGUUCAAUCGGAAUAGAGCGUGCUUUCGAGAAAGCAAUCGAACGAUCUACCGGCCAGGCGCAAAAGUACAAACUCUAUAGCGCAGUUGAUGCGGAAAAGUAACAUGAUUUUGCUGCUAGAAGUUGAUGUGAGUUGCGAGAGAGCUACUAUCAUUAAGUAUAAUCGGCGAAAAUUGGUUUUGGAUGCGACAACCAGCGAUGCGGCAUUGCCAUCGCCGCCAUCAUAAACCGUCCUCGAACGGAUAUAGUUUGUCAAAAGCUACCGCUCAUCGGUAGCAGUGAGACCGAUUUCGCGCGUUUUUAAUUCGAAAUGUGUAUUUUCUUCUUUUUUGUACAGUAUUUGUUGCAGUAAUUAUAAAUUUAAGAUACAAUUAAAAUUUAUCAAAUAAAACGAAUAAUAAUUGUUCUAUUGUUUUAGCUGCUGUUAUAUCGAUUUUCGAGAUUUAUGUUUUAAAACUUACGUGAAUAAUUACUGAGGUAAAUCAAGAAUAUUAAAAUGACAAAAAUAUUCGUAAACAAUUACUUAUUUUAAUUGCCUGUCUAUCGGUAAUCAUAAAUUAUAAACUAUAUCGAUAAAAGGUAUAUAUCUUGAUACUUCUCGCGGAUAUGUGAUUUUUAUCGAACUUACUUCUUCUUUGUAUUUUUUUUGUCUAGUCAGUAAUGUUUUAUUAUUUCACUUUUUUUUAAAUCUUUUAUUUACGUAUAUGUUAUAUAAUACGUCAUAUUUUACAUUUUCCAUAUACACCGCUAUGUCCGCAAUUGUUUUGCAAAACUCAUGCGAUUCCAGUUUGUUAUUCCAGAAAUAACGCAAAUUGUUUUGUAGCUAUUACAUAUGUAUGUAAUUGUAACAAAAAGAAGCAAAAUGAAGGAUUUUGCUUGUGUAAAUAUUUCUGGAAGAGACUAUAACGCGAGUACAGCAUAAAAUAACAUUUCUUAGUUGCACAUGCUGCUUGCAAGAUAACUCGAGAGAUUAUAAAAUGUCUUUCUAGACCCGAUUAGAUUAUUCUUUUAUACAGCGUGACAUAUGUUAAAUACGAUUAAUCGUGAUUAUAGCUAAAUUUGUUUUUGGAAGAAGUUAACGCUGUAUAUCGUGAAAAAAUAGUACGGUGUAACCGUUCGCAAUCUGAGAUUUUGCAGUAUAUAUAUAUAGAUUUAUAUAUAUAUAUAUACACAUAUAUACACACACACAUACACAAACACACACAUAUAUAUAUACAUAUAUAUAUAUAAACAUAUAUAUGUAUAUAAACUAUAUAUAAGUCUAAACACAAAUCUUUGUGAGGCUGUAAAUUAUAUACUUUACAUUUUCUACAUCAAGAAAGAAAGAGAGAGAGAGAGAGAGAGAGAGAGAGAAAGAAAG
Messenger RNA from Pseudomyrmex gracilis, 3848 nucleotides. RefSeq names its product polycomb protein suz12-B (gene Su(z)12). Gene Ontology annotation, molecular function: chromatin DNA binding. The record is from RefSeq and is a predicted model, not a curated record. NCBI's taxonomy places the organism in Eukaryota, Metazoa, Arthropoda, Insecta, Hymenoptera, Formicidae. The transcript has 9 exons. Bases 127 to 2322 code for a protein of 731 amino acids. Gene Ontology annotation, cellular component: nucleus; ESC/E(Z) complex.